AUGAACGAUAAAGCUGUAAAUUGUGUUGGAAAUUAUAAUAAUUUUAAUUCAUCUAAUUGCAUCAAAAGUAAAACAUAUUCUUAUAAACCACGAACCUUGAAAAAGGUUAUACCUUCGAAGAGUUUCAUUCAACGAUGCAGUGGUGACAGAAAAGGAUGUUCCACUGGAACCAUAAGCCAUCUAGACAAAAAAUCUGUUGGUAAACCAAAAGUAACCACAAAGUCUGAUCAGACUUUUAACAAGAAUGCACCAAAAAAGAUUGUGAAACCAGACCUUUGUAAGCAGUGUGGAGAUGUCGAUGAAAAAGUCAAAGGAGGGACAAAGCAAUUAGAGGUAAAUGAAUUGUCUGACCAUUCUAAAACACCCAUCGCAUGUGAUGGUAAUACCAAAUUUCAUAAAAAUACAUCGAAACAUCAAAUGGAAAAGAUAUGUUCAAGGUCAGCAAAUAAUGAAGGAUACAAUCAUACAGUACAACAGUAUUACAAAAAUGAAAAUUUUGCAUUAUCAUCCGAAUCAGUUCAUGUAACUCCAAGUAAAAACAAAAGGAAACCACCAUUAAGCACAAUAAUUGAAUCUUCAGAAGUGUCUAUUUCUGAAGGAAACACUUCAAAAGCUGUGCUAUAUGAAAUAUACCCCGAGUCAAAUGAUGAGGAGGUGGGAUACUUUGACGUAAACAGAUGGGACAAUAUAAAGGAAAUUAAAGAAUUCCGACAGCGAAAUUAUUUUGAAUGUCACUCAGCUAAAUCUAGAAUUAAAGUUAAGGAUGACACUUCAAUUUUAGGUGAACACAAAUGUCUAUACAGAUUCUAUUUGAAUGAUAGGUUAUUCCCCGUCCCAUUGAGUACAGAUUAUCACAAUAAUAUAAGAUGCAUUGAGUGUAAGUUACCAUUAGAAGAGGCAACAAAGAUAAAUAAACCAAAUUCACAAAAUUCUAUUAAUGGGACUGUUCAAGCUAAAAUUAAAUUAAAUGAUAAAGUACAGGAUAUGAUACUUAUGCUGCCAGUAAAAGAACCCUUAAUAAUUAAAGAGAAAAGAAAGGAAAUGCAAAAUAUAGUUGACCCUGAAGUGCUAUAUUUUGGGAUCAUAAAACUAAAUUCUACUGGUGAUUCAGUGUUCAGAAGCACUUGCCCCACAAAUUCGCUUGCAUUAAAAUACCAAAAAGGAUAUAGGGAAUUAGUAAAUAAUGAGGUUUAUAAGUAUGAAUGUGUAAAUGAAGGGGAUGUUAUUAUAAUUUAA
Messenger RNA from Parnassius apollo (apollo), 1236 nucleotides. The record is from the annotation of a GenBank genome assembly. Lineage: Eukaryota; Metazoa; Arthropoda; Insecta; Lepidoptera; Papilionidae.